Messenger RNA from Brassica napus (rape), 951 nucleotides. RefSeq names its product ganglioside-induced differentiation-associated protein 2-like. Lineage: Eukaryota; Viridiplantae; Streptophyta; Magnoliopsida; Brassicales; Brassicaceae. The transcript has 3 exons. Bases 86 to 694 code for a protein of 202 amino acids. The record is from RefSeq and is a predicted model, not a curated record.
GAAUAUUCCGAAAGAUGCUAUAAAAUAAUCAGGUCAUCACACACUCACUCGCCGCAUAUUUCAACUGAUCAUCACCGUCGAAACGAUGAGCACUCAGAUAUCGGAGAUCGAGCAAGAGCAGCUGCUUGAGAAGCUCGAGAUCUUCAAGAUCCAUGGCAGAGACAAACGACGACGUAAGAUCCUUCGGAUCAUCGGCAAGUUCUUUCCAGCUCGGUUUCUCUCACUGGAUGUGUUGAAGACGUAUCUUGAGGAGAAGAUCUUCCCUCGCUUAGGGAGAAAACCUUUCUCCAUUCUCUACGUCCACACCGGCGUACAGAGGAGCGAGAAUUUCCCCGGAAUCUCAGCUUUACGAGCGAUCUACGACGCGAUUCCGGUGAACGUAAGAGACAAUCUCCAGGAGGUUUACUUCCUCCACCCAGGCCUUCAGUCACGUCUCUUCCUCGCCACUUGCGGACGAUUCCUAUUCUCCGGCGGGUUGUACGGGAAGCUAAGGUACGUAAGCAGAGUUGACUACUUGUGGGAGCACGUGAGGAGGAACGAGAUAGAGAUGCCGGAGUUUGUGUACGACCACGACGAUGAUCUGGAGUACCGUCCGAUGAUGGAUUACGGUCAAGAGAGCGAUCACGCGAGAGUUUACGCCGGAGCCGCCGUAGAUUCGCCGGUCUCUAGUUUCUCCAUGAGGUGUAUCUCUUAGCGCAGAUCACGGAUCGUGUAUUAUAAAACCGUAUAAUAUACGAUUUUGAAAUAUAAAAAUAUUACAAAUAGAUAUGUGCUUUUCGAUGUCAGUGAGCGCUUUUCACGGGAAAGAGUAGACAGCUGUUGGCGUUUGGAUAAGGAGAGUUUGAGAAUCUGUAGAUCUUUUUUUGUCUUAAACAUGUUCUCUUCUGUUUUUAAUUACAUAUCGGUUUAGCUGGUUUAGUUUCAAUGGAGUCUAUUUAACCGGGUUGAACU